AUGCCCCUCCUCCUCCUCUUCCUCCUCCUCUCCCUCCUCCCCAUCUCCCUCUCGCAACCUAAAGGUACUUUGAUCAACUGCGGCGCCGAAGUCGAAUCCGAAAUCGACGGCCGCCAAUGGCUCCCGGACUCCUCCUUCCUCUCCGGCGCCGGCACCUCCAAAACCCUCAACAAUUCCGGCCUGGUCCCCAUUCUCUCCACUCUCCGGUCUUUCCCGAACGUUCCGGGCCGGAAGUACUGCUACAAUGUCCAGGUCUACCGCAACGCCAAGUACAUGAUCCGGACGACUUACUACUACGGCGGAAUCAACGGCCAGACCUCGCCGCCGGUUUUCGACCAGAUCAUCGACGGCACGUUGUGGGCCGUCGUUAAUACUACAGAGGACUACGUCAACGACAUGUCUUCUUAUUACGAGGGGGUGUUCCUCGCGCAGAGUAAGACCAUGAGUGUUUGCGUCGGGGCGAAUACGUAUACGGAUUCCGACCCGUUUAUAUCGGCCUUGGAGUUUGUGAUUGUUGGAGACUCGUUGUAUAACUCUACGGAUUUCAAGGUCAAUGGACUCAGCUUGGUUGCCAGGCACGGAUUUGGGUACAAUGGACCCAUGAUCAGAUACCCUGAUGAUCAGUUUGAUCGAUUUUGGGAGCCAUUUGGAGAAACUAAGCUUAAUGACUCGAGCAAUGCAAAUGUGUCUGUUUCGGGUUUGUGGAACUUGCCUCCUUUGAAGAUUUUCGAAAGUGAGCUGACGACUAACCAGUUACAUGCGAUUGUGUUGAGUUGGCCUCCGAAGCAGGUUCAGGAUGCAAACUACUACAUUGCACUGUACUUUGCGGAUUCAAGGGAUAGAGUUUUCGAUGUAACGAUAAAUGGUGUGCUGUAUUACAAGGAUUUGAAUGUGACAGAAGCGGGGCUUGUUGUCUAUUCCACCAAGUGGCCUCUUGCUGGUAGUACAGAUAUUACUUUGACACCUUCUGCCGGGUCAGUACUUGGUCCUUCAAUUAGUGCUGGCGAGGCUUUUCAGGUGUUGCCCCUCAGAGCUAGAACUCUUACUCGAGAUGUUAUUGCUUUGCAAAAAGUAAAAGAGAGUCUUGAGAACCCUCCCCCUAACUGGAAUGGUGAUCCAUGUCUUCCCCGUCAAUACACGUGGACAGGCAUUACCUGCUCUGGAGUUCGUGUGGUAUCUUUAAAUCUAACAAGUAUGGGCCUUUCUGGUUCCUUAUCACCAAAUAUUGCCAAUAUGACUGCAUUGUCUGACAUCUGGCUUGGGAAUAACAACUUGUCAGGACCUAUUCCUGAUCUCAGUCAAUUGAAGAUACUGGAAACACUGCACUUGGAAGACAAUCAAUUCAGUGGAGCUAUCCCCUCAUCGCUUGGUAACAUUGAGAGCUUGCGUGAACUCUUUUUACAAAACAAUAAUCUGACUGGUCAAGUUCCUAACAGCCUUACUGGAAAACCUGGAUUGGAUCUAAGGUUUUCUCCAGGAAAUUCUUUGUCAGCACCCCCACCUUCUUGAACAGCUAGUAUCUUGCCUGCAUUUUUUCGGGGAACUUGAGCCAAACCUUCAACCAUAAUUAUGCGUAAAGAGGUUGCAAAAGUUUAAGUUGGAAAUUGACCCUUGUAAGCUCCUUAAUCCUAGAGUCCAGUUCUCGCGCUUGCUGUUUAGUUUUAUUUUUUUAGUUUUCAUAGGAAGUGAGGUCUUAAAUGAAAUGUGAGACCUACAGUUUUAUCAUCGAUUGUUCAUGUACACAGAACACAGUCAGUGACUCACUUAUAUUCAUUGAUUUGUUGGCAUAGGUGGUUGAUGCUCUUAGUUUUCUAUUAGUUUUCUUGUCCAUAUUAAAUUUUGUUAUACACAAAUUUAUUUUAAAUGUACACUAUGAAUUCUUGUUUGUUAUAAUUCUUUUCUGUG
This is a messenger RNA of Fragaria vesca subsp. vesca, 1905 nucleotides long. RefSeq names its product leucine-rich repeat receptor-like serine/threonine-protein kinase At2g14510-like. NCBI's taxonomy places the organism in Eukaryota, Viridiplantae, Streptophyta, Magnoliopsida, Rosales, Rosaceae. The coding region runs from base 1 to 1509 and encodes 502 amino acids. The record is from RefSeq and is a predicted model, not a curated record. The transcript has 9 exons. Gene Ontology annotation, molecular function: protein binding.